GACGUAUAAAGCCCUGCGUCCUCUCCAGUCCUCCCCACAGGGACGUUCAUCACUCAGCUCUGACCUGAGAGACACCGGCCGAUCACGAACUUACGCAUCUGGAGAGAAUAAAGACAUGAAGCCGGUCCCGCUGCUCCUGCUCCUCUCCUCGGUCCUCCUCGCUUCGCACCCGCGCCCCGCCGCCGGCAGACCGCGCACCGUGCCCGGCUGGCUGGAUGGCAGCGGCCGCCUCCAGGCGCAGCAGCUGGACGAAGUGCUCCUCAGAGCGGCCGAAGCCGGCGACGGCGCAGCCUCCGAGUUGCUGGGCGACGGCGUCGUGCGCUUUCUGCGCCAGAGGUACCCGAACCCGGCGCACCCGCUGCCCCGCGAAGAGGACGAGGCGGCGAGGACGGCGGUGCAGCUGUUAAAACGGAGCGAAGAGACCCCGCUGUCCAUCGACCUCACGUUCCACCUGCUGAGGAAUAUGAUCCAGAUGGCCAAGAUGGAGAACCAGAGGGAGCAGGCUCUGAUCAACCGCAAAGUCCUCGACGAGGUCGGGAAGUAAAGCUCGAUAUGUUGGGGUUUUUUUUUUUUCCUCAAAUGCUAUUGACAACAGCCAAACCGCUGUCUUCAAUUCAAAGUAUUCAAUACCUCUGACAUUAGUUGUUUCCUUGUGCGCCUGGUUUCCUCUCCACUUCAUUUUACGCACACGUGGUGCCAAUUUACGCAUGGCCGCACUCGCGACUAAAAUGUAAAUUAUUAACUGUUAUUUAAGUCUUUGUUGGAAAAUAUGGAAAUUAACUUCUCACCUUAACGACACUGGUUCACCCCCC
Molecule: messenger RNA, 812 nt
Organism: Gasterosteus aculeatus aculeatus (three-spined stickleback)
Lineage: Eukaryota; Metazoa; Chordata; Actinopteri; Perciformes; Gasterosteidae
Gene: ucn1
Product: urotensin 1
Cellular component (GO): extracellular region
Molecular function (GO): hormone activity
Source: RefSeq, a predicted model, not a curated record